AUGGAUCACCACGCAUUGCCGAACGAAUUAUGGAUCCACAUCUUUGAUUUCGUCGAAACCCCGGGGGAUCUUGCUCGGCUCAUCCUUGCCUGUCGACGAUUCCGCGCCCUUGCUCACAGACCACUCUAUCGAACCAUUCAAUGGUUAGAGCCGUUCCAUACCGCCGCUAAUCUCCAAGAAUGGAUGUCGGCAUCCCUAACUGAUAUGACCGACGUCCCCCGUACGUUGAUAGUGUCUCACCACAACGGCUUUGCCGAGGAUGAUAUUGUGCAUCAGCACCAUACCACUGGUCAUCACUCAGCCGAGGAGGAGCCACCAUUUCUCUUUCAGGUCUUUCCGCAACCACCCCCAAACCACACUCUACUCCAUGCAUCGGUUGAGGACUUGCAUGAGCGAGCCCCUGGUGCUCACCCGUUCUGCGUAUCUAGCGUGCUCAUGGGCCCCCGUAUCUCUUCAUUUACCCAUCUGAACCAACUCACCUUCUUCGAUACCACCCUCCCUGAGUCCGUUUACCGCGCCAUAUUCAACUUGCCGAAUUUACGGCAUCUCUGCAUCGAGUAUUGCACCCUUCCCUCUCUCGCGUACACUGAUGAGGUUCUCGUUGCGUUCAGCAAUCUCCCAAUCGUUCAUUUAUCCCUACAAUGCUUCAGCUUUAUGUUUAACAGACAACAACCAAUGGAUUUCCUCACCCCGUACUUCCUGUGCACAGCAGCUUCCAUCCAAACGCUCAAGAUUGACUGGACGAGAAAGGCCGCUUCAUUUUUCUCCUAUUCUGACGCUCUGGGAGCCACCAAUUACGUGCUUGCACAGAACGUGAAGGACGUAGAGAUACGUCUCCCUCACGAACAUCUAUGGCCUAAGCAAGACAACAUUGCCCGCAGGCUCUACACCGACGCGCUCGCCAUCUUCCUUGGCAAUUCGCCCACUAUCGAAUCUCUUAGCUUUACUCACAAACUCCAUGCAUUCCACCUCCCUACCACAGCUUUGCCCAAUCUAACCUCGUUCUCCGGGCCGAUGAACGCCGCGGUGCUGCUGCUAAACAGACCGCUCCGUCGGCUCAACAUCACUGACGUCCUUCGCUACCACCAACCGUUCAUUACGUGCAUGGAGGUUAUCUCUACGAGGCAGCCUGAGCUGCAGAGCCUCGGGUUCCUCCUCCCAGCCUGGGAAGACGAAGUGCUGUAUGUCAUAUCCUCAAAAUUCGCCCAUUUGCGUGAGCUCGCCGUCAUGUACGUCGUUAAUAACCCCUCCGAGCAAACGCUGCUUAGCAUGUGCCACCACUUCCUGCACAAAUUUCCACUGCUCGAUACCGUGCGCGUGUUCAAGCCAGUUCUACUCCGAGAGAUCAACCAACACAUUGGGCAAACGAGGAACCUCGAUCGUGAGAUAUACACGAUUCACGACGAUAAUUUGGGGCCUGGAUCAGGGUCUGACGACGAUGUGAGGGAGUUCAUCUUGACUUGGAAAAGGGUAUGCCCGCUGCUGAAGGAAGUGCAGUAUGAACAUAAAAGCAUCUGGACAAGUUGCACUGACGGAUCUGGUUGGGUGAGGACACCUACGAAGCAUGUCUUGACGAAGGUAACUGAGGCUAUGGAACUUAAAUGGGGGAUGUCGUCGUAG
Messenger RNA from Pleurotus ostreatus (oyster mushroom), 1620 nucleotides. RefSeq lists its product as uncharacterized. Bases 1 to 1620 code for a protein of 539 amino acids. The transcript is spliced from 2 exons. Lineage: Eukaryota; Fungi; Basidiomycota; Agaricomycetes; Agaricales; Pleurotaceae. Gene Ontology annotation, molecular function: protein binding. The record is from RefSeq and is a predicted model, not a curated record.